Camelina sativa (false flax) is the source of this 2088-nucleotide messenger RNA. Its product is annotated as glycosyl hydrolase 5 family protein-like. The record is from RefSeq and is a predicted model, not a curated record. NCBI's taxonomy places the organism in Eukaryota, Viridiplantae, Streptophyta, Magnoliopsida, Brassicales, Brassicaceae. Gene Ontology annotation, molecular function: hydrolase activity, hydrolyzing O-glycosyl compounds. Gene Ontology annotation, biological process: polysaccharide catabolic process.
UACUCGCUAAUAAUUUUUUUCUUAGUAUAUAGACUAUAGAGGAUCAUCAUUCAACUUCUUACAAAACAGAGAGAUAGCACAUGAGUUCCAAUGGGAAGACUCUUCUUCAUCUCUGUCUUUCUUCUUCCAUACGUCAUCAUCAACAUCAUCACCUUCGCUCUCCCUCUCUCCACCGACUCACGCUGGAUCGUCGACGACGGCAUCAACAAAGGUCGGCGCGUGAAGCUCACGUGCGUCAACUGGCCGUCCCAUCUUGAAACAGCGGUGGCUGAAGGACUGAGCAAGCAGCCACUGGAUUCGAUCGCCGAGAUGAUCGUCUCAAUGGGUUUCAAUUGCGUUAGAUUGACUUGGCCUCUCUACUUAGCCACCGAUGAAUCUUUCUCUGAUAUCACGACUGUGAGACAAUCUCUUCUCAAGCUUCGUCUCUUUCAAGCUGUUUCUGGUUUUCAAGUUCACAAUCCCACGAUUCUUGAUCUCCCCCUUAUCAAAGCUUUCCAGGAAGUAGUGUCUUGUCUUGGAAAACAUAAAGUAAUGGUGAUCUUAGACAAUCACAUAAGCCAACCUGGUUGGUGUUGUAGUGACAAUGAUGGAAACGGGUUUUUCGGCGAUAAGCAUUUAAACCCUCAAGUUUGGAUCAAAGGGUUAAAGAAGAUGGCAUCAAUGUUUGCUAAUAACGUUUCAUCAAAUGUGGUUGGUAUGAGUCUAAGGAACGAACUUAGAGGUCCUAAACAGAACACUAAAGAUUGGUAUACGUAUAUGAGAAAAGGCGCUGAAGCGGUCCACUCCGUUAAUCCGAAUGUUCUUGUUAUUGUCUCGGGUUUAAAUUACGCUACUGACUUAUCUUUCCUCCGAGACAGACCCUUUGAAGUUAGCUUUAGGAGGAAACUUGUGUUUGAGAUACAUUGGUAUGGAUUUUGGAGUUCUUGGGAAGGAGAUAACUUGAACAAGAUUUGCGGGAGAGAAACCGAGAAGAUAAUGAAAAUGUCGGGUUUUUUGCUCAAGAAAGGGAUUCCAUUGUUUGUAAGCGAGUUUGGGGUUGAUCAAAGAGGGAACAAUGUGAAUGACAAUAAGUUUCUAAGUUGUUUUAUGGCUUUAGCAGCUGAUCUUGAUCUAGACUGGGCACUAUGGACACUUGCAGGAAGCUAUUACAUAAGGGGAAAAACCAUUGGAUCGGAUGAAACUUAUGGAGUUUUGGAUUGGAAUUGGUUAAACGUAAGGAACUCAACCAUUUUGCAGAUGGUUUCUGCAAUUCAGACUCCUUUUACAGGACCAGGUCUAAUGGAAACUCAACCAAAGAAAAUAAUGUUCCACCCUUUGAGUGGACUUUGUAUCGUAAGAAAACCAUUGUUUCGACUAAAGCUUGGUUCUUGUAAAAGAUCAGAAAGCUGGAGACUUUCUUCUCAUCGAGUUUUAUCAUUAGCAGAAGAACGAAUCCUCUGUUUAAAAGCUUAUGAGAAAGGAAACCCUGUGAAGCUGCGUUUGUUUUUCACUGAGUUUCAGUGUUCAAAAUGGAGACUUUUGUCUGACUCGAAGAUGCAACUCUCGUCCAUAACAAAGAAUGGAGCAUUUGUUUGUUUGGAUGUGGAUUCACGCAGUAACAAGAUUGUGACGAGAAGAUGUAAAUGUUUACAAGGAAACUCGAGUUGUGAUCCGAGAAGCCAGUGGUUUAAGCUUGUUACUAGCACGAGAAGGCGGUCUAUAUCAAAACCUUUUCUUCAAAUUAGUUCAUACUCCAAGAUAUCUCUUCAGAAGGCUGUGUCAGUCUAACAAGGUAAUCAAGUGAAGGUUCCAACAGCUUUACUGCUUUAGGAUGUCUAAUCCGGUUUGGUUUUUGGAUCGGCUUUACUCCUACCCUGCACAGUGCUGAGAUGUGAACUGACAAUUCAGUUAUACACAUUGCGUUGUAUAACAUUCGUGAUCUGCAUUACACAUAAUACACACACUGUACAUUUUACUAACAAAUAUUAUUUAUGUGCCUAAACUAAUUUAGAAGGGUGAAGAUCUUACAUAUAUAUAAACAACUAUUUCAGUAAUAACUUCACAAUAUAGCUGUAUUUUCUUCUAUAUUUAUGAAUCUUGCUUCUUCUC